Cyprinus carpio (common carp) is the source of this 1330-nucleotide messenger RNA. RefSeq lists its product as uncharacterized. NCBI's taxonomy places the organism in Eukaryota, Metazoa, Chordata, Actinopteri, Cypriniformes, Cyprinidae. The record is from RefSeq and is a predicted model, not a curated record.
CUAUAUAUGCAACCACAAACCACACCACUGCCGUCACUAUACUUUCAGUAUUGAAUGUGUAGAAAAGGACGGAAGAAAAUAUAAGAUGAUUAAGAGCUACUAGCAAAAAGGCAUGUAAGGCAAAAAAAAUCCAGCUUCCCAGUCCUUGCACGGGUAUAUCCAUAGUGUAACAUCACUUAGACGAGGCACAAAACGCUCCUAUUUUGAGGCGAAGAUCCAGGAAAAGAACAAAAUUAGAAGACUCGUCGUAUUCAAACCGGAACUACACAGCCAAUUUGAACUCAUCAAUGCUCAAAGGAGCCCAGGAUGUCAUCUUCAACUUUAAGUCCUCAAUCACAUGCCUGGAUGAGUUGGACUAUGCCUUUAACUGUAACAUUCUGUCAACUGAGGAAGUACUUCCACUUUGUGAAGUACUUAAAAUUAAGACUCCAUACCAAAGAGUGACAGUGAAAGCAAAGGUAAUUCAGCUACAAAGUCGUGGACACAAUUUUAUUCGUGAUGGCACAUUUCUCCAGAACACGUACUACCUAAUUGCGGAUGAAACCGCAGCAAUGGAUUUGACUGUAUGGGGUGAGAGCAAAAUUACAGUUGACUGCUGGUAUGAGAUCUCGAACGUUUCCAUUCGCACCUUCCAAGAUAAACAGUUUCUAACCACAACCAAAGACACAAACUUCACUAUAGUGACCUGCCAAAAUCCCACUCAUCCUGUGGAGGAGAACACCACCAUCCAAACUGUGACAGCAGAAAUAAUUGGAGCAACAAUAUACAUACUACAUAUUUGUCCUCAACAACACAAAAUCACCAACAUGCCCUUGUCCGCUUCAAGGGUGAAUUGCCAAAAAUGUGACACCUUUUACAGGUCCUCUUCAAUCACCACGUACACGCAUGGAUCGAUCACCAUAAACACCACCAAAGGGGUUCAGACCCUCAACAUCGAGAACCAUUACAUAGAAUCCAUUGUAAGCAUCACACACGACUCCACUACAGACCACAUUAUAGACACUAUACUUGCACUGCCCCCUGUCAACAUAUCCAUAUACAAAAACAACAUAACCAACAUAUCACUCGAAGACACCCGUUCCACACAGACACCAAAGAUCACCAUAACACCCCCUAUGGACACCUCUGAAAGCCUCUAUGGAACCGAUAUGGAGAACCUAAUGGCUGAGGAUUUCUUCACUUCCACCCCAUCAACAUCAACAGCAACCACUACAGCUUCACCAGCCAUCAUACCACACACAAAAUCGCCAACAGCAUUAAGAUCCAGAACCAGUUCCAACCAGAAACAAUCACCCCAGUGAAGCAUCUAAAUACUCAAAUGUCUACUGGG